AUGUCACUCCGAACCCUGUCGCGAUCGUCCCUGCUCUUGCCCUCCAUGAUCGGCUCAACAAGUCGACAGCCACUCCAUGCAUGCCUCUCGUCGAUCCCGUGCUCGAUCGUCCCUCGGAGCUCGACCUCACCCUCUUCCUCGUCGUUCUCCUCCUGUUCCUCGGCGUGCAACAGGAUAGCACCUGCACCAUCUGCAACCUCAGCCCCUCGUCCAAGUCGACCAGCCUACCAGCAGCGUGAACUACCAUCUGAUCGUGAAUUGCCCCGAUUAAAAGUGAGCCUUCCCACUCACCCCUUUCCUCCUCCUCUGCACCGACUUAAACCCACCCUCUUGACUCGACAGUCCCGAACCCCGCUCUACCUCUCCGUCGCCCUCCUCUCCGCCACAACAUGGGGGCUAUUCCUCUUCUACGCGACCAACGCCGAGCGGUCCAAUUCGUCCGUGAUCGGUUCGCUCGCGUUUCAACUCAGGACCUCCAAAGUCGUCGCAGAUUUCUUGGGCAACAAAGUGCAUUUACCGGCCUUGAUCGGCGAGUUUAGGACGGUGAAAGGGAACGUGAGUGCUGCAAGUCGGGUGUACGGAAAGUUUUCCGGGAGGGGAUAACUGAUGAAGCUCGUGUUUUUUUGGCUUCUUUCUUUCUUCCUUUCUCGCCGACUCGCCACCCUUCUUCGGCGUCGAAUCUCACCCCUUCUCAACGACUUUUUUUUUUUUAGAUCAACAUGUUGGCCGGACGAAUUGACGUCCAAUUCAGAGUCAAAGGUGAUAAAGGUCCGUAGUAAUAAUAAUAAAACCCUUCUCCCUUUCCCUACCUACUCUUCACCUAACCCCCAAAAAAACCUCAACUAACCAUCCUCUCUCCCCCUCCCCCCUCCCCCUUUUCUCUCUCUUGUAGCUGGAGGAAUCGCUAUUUUCACCUCCGUUCGUCGAGGUAAAGAAGGUAGAUUCGAGGUGCUGAGAUGGAAGAUCAUCAGGGAUGAUGGGCAGACGUUGGAUUUACAAGCCGCGGAUCCUAGAGCGGCGAGGAGGGUGAUUGAGGAGGUGGUGAUUAGGGAGACGGGCGAGAAGGGGAAGGGUGAGAGUGGGGUGGUCAAGAGGGUUGUGUAG
This is a messenger RNA of Microbotryum saponariae, 1104 nucleotides long. Lineage: Eukaryota; Fungi; Basidiomycota; Microbotryomycetes; Microbotryales; Microbotryaceae. The record is from the annotation of a GenBank genome assembly.